AUGGCCCGCAUCGUGGACCUGGUGCCCUGGGAGGACGGCUCCACCCACGUGUACGCGUCCCCAGCCAUCCUGCUCCCGAUGGAGCGGCAGAGAAACCAGCUGGCCGGCGUGAAGCAGCAGCUCUACCACCCGGCCCUGCCCAGCCUGCGCCGCAUGGACAUGGACUCCACCAGGGCCUGCCUGUCGGAGGAGCACUGCCGGUCCUCCACCUACUGCCGCAAAGAUGACUUUGACAAUGCCUACUUCACACUCCUUGGUGUCCCCAACAAACCCCUGCAGUGCUUGGACAUCACCGCGACCGGCCAGAGGCUCCGCGACAGGUGCCGCGAGGGAAAGCUGGCGCCCAUCGCGCCGGGCAUCAGCCGGCUGGACUGGCCCUGCUUCGUGCGCGCCUUCGAGGACUGGUCCCAUUUCGUGUCCUCUGCCAGAGAGUUCAGGCUGCCCCCCUCGAGCAAGAAGGCCGAGAGUUUCAGCGGCUACGCGGUGCGGCACUUGAAGCCGGAGGUGACCCAGAACUGGCGGUACUGUCUCAACCAGAACCCCAGCCUGGACCGAUACGGACAGAAGCCCUUGCCCUACGAUUCCCUGAACACUUUCCGCCACUUCGGAUCCUACUACAGUCGUUCCAAUUACCUAAUUCCCUGGCGUUAACCUGCGGAAGGAGGCCCACGCCCAGGGGGCCGACCCCCAGGCUGCCGGACCACGCCCCCUCAGGUUCCCCAGCAGGACGGAGGGUGAACGGUGGCCUCCCCCAUCUCCCCCAGAGUUCAGCCUGACCGGAAAUAAACCUAAUGU
This is a messenger RNA of Phyllostomus hastatus (greater spear-nosed bat), 795 nucleotides long. It is a transcript of the gene SPMIP8, whose product is annotated as testis, prostate and placenta expressed. The transcript has 7 exons. Lineage: Eukaryota; Metazoa; Chordata; Mammalia; Chiroptera; Phyllostomidae. Bases 1 to 651 code for a protein of 216 amino acids. The record is from RefSeq and is a predicted model, not a curated record.